AGCUAGCAUCUCAGCCGUCCGACUUGUCUGUGCCGCGCUCACGCUGACGGAAACGUCUCUGGCGUUUGGCAGAGAAAUUCCAAGCGAAGGAGGCAACCCGCCCUAAUGGUCACAACGGCAGGCUAAAAGGAAAAGGACCCCGGUGAGCUAGCCAAAAACAAGGAAGAACCAUGAUACGACGGGAGAGCAAGCGGAGAUCGCGGACCGAGGCCGCUGGUAGGAUGGAUUCCAGCACCCUCCCUGGAGCCAGUAAGAUCUACCGGCGGAAAAGCCGACGCCAUAUGACCUGCCCCAACCCCCGGGAGAUCAACCAGGCAUUGGCCUGCAUCAGCCUGGGAGAACUGAACCGUUCCUGCACUCUGGAGGAGCUGAUUGAGAAAUGCCUUCGCUCCUUUGAUAUAGACGGCAAGCUGUGCACCAGCGACUUCAUGGUGAACAUGACACUAACCGUUCAUAGUUGGGUCGUCCCGUCUGCAGAGCUCGCUCGACAUCUUUUGACUUUAUAUCAGGAAUCAGCUCAGGACAAGAAUCCUUCACGUCAGCUGAAGAUCUGCCACUUUGUCCGCUACUGGCUUGUGAACUAUCCGGAGGCUUUUCACCUGGACCCGCACUUGGAGGAGGUGAUCACAGAAAUCUUGGAGGUGGUGAGGAGCCAAGGCCCAGCAGGACACAACAACAUGCUCGAUACAACCUGCAUGGUGAAUCAUACCUGGAACCGUUCCCUCAGUUGCCAACACAGUCCUGCCGGUGGCAAGAAACGCAAAGUCUCUCUCCUCUUUGAUCACCUGGAUCCAGGUGAACUAGCCGGCCAUCUCAGUUACCUGGAAUUCAAGGCAUUCUGCCGUCUUUCGUACUUGGAUUUCCAGAAUUACGUGCUGCGUGGAUCUGUGCACGGCAUCUCAGCCUUGGAACGUGCCAUCACCCUGUUUAACAGCAUCUCCCAGUGGGUGCAAGUGAUGAUCCUCAAGCGUCCCACACCUCAGCAGCGAGCAGAAGUCUUCACCAAGUUCAUCCACGUGACCCAGAAGUUAAGGCAGCUGCAGAACUUCAACACGCUCAUGGCGAUCGUGGGAGGACUUUGCCACAGUACUAUUGCUCGCCUCAAGGAGACCCAUGCGCUUCUACCUUCCGAGGUCGUCAAGGUGCUCGCCGAGAUGACCGAAUUGCUCUCAUCUAGUGGAAACUAUGGGGCGUACCGUCGGGCCUACGCCGAUUGCAAAGACUUCAAGAUCCCCAUUGUGGGAGUCCACCUCAAGGACCUGGUGACCUUACACGAAGCCCUCCCGGAUCGUGUAGAAGGUGGACGUCUCAACUUGAGUAAGCUGCAGAGCCUCUACGAGCCGGUGUGGGAAUUCCGGAUGCGGCAACGGGCUCAGCCGCCCUUCGAAGCCAACAAGGACCUGGUGCAUCUGUUGACGCUCUCUUUGGAUCUCUACUACUCCGAGGAGGAAAUCUACGCCCUCUCGUACUCUCGUGAACCUCGCUGCCUCAAAAUGCUGCCAUCCACCCAAUUCAAGCCUCCGGUGGUCGUAGAGUGGGCGCCCAGAGUAGCCACCAAGCCGGACCGUCUUGCCGUCAAGAGGCAUGUCCAGCAGAUGGUGGAGUCCGUGUUCAAGAAUUACGACCCUGACCAACGGGGUUGCAUCUCUCAGGAAGAUUUUGAGACCAUAUCUAUGAGUUUCCCGUUCUCCUUCUACGGCCUGGAAAGAGAACGGGAAGGAACCUGGAACCGAGACGACCUCUCGGAGUACUUCAUGAGGGCCUGCGCCAUCUUCUCCAAGCUGGGCCUGGUGGUUUUGCACGAUUUCCAAGAGGUCACCUUUAAGAAACCCACUUUCUGCGACCACUGCAGCGGCUUUCUGUGGGGAGUCUCCAAGCAAGGAUACCGCUGCAGGGAUUGUGCCAUGAUCUGUCACAAACACUGCAAGAACCAGGUGGAGGUGGAGUGCCACGCUCGCCGCUUCCCUUCCUCCUCCUCCUCCUCCGACAGCACACCGCGCGCAUCCACAGCCACGCUGGCUAUGAGUCACCAUCCCAGCUCCGGUAUGUGGCCGUUGGGGUAAAACAG
This is a messenger RNA of Pseudonaja textilis, 2068 nucleotides long. NCBI's taxonomy places the organism in Eukaryota, Metazoa, Chordata, Lepidosauria, Squamata, Elapidae. The record is from RefSeq and is a predicted model, not a curated record.